This is a messenger RNA of Lontra canadensis (Northern American river otter), 1578 nucleotides long. RefSeq names its product programmed cell death 1 ligand 2 (gene PDCD1LG2). The coding region runs from base 163 to 1119 and encodes 318 amino acids. Lineage: Eukaryota; Metazoa; Chordata; Mammalia; Carnivora; Mustelidae. The record is from RefSeq and is a predicted model, not a curated record. The transcript is spliced from 7 exons. Gene Ontology annotation, cellular component: external side of plasma membrane. Gene Ontology annotation, biological process: T cell costimulation; immune response; negative regulation of T cell proliferation.
UUAUUUUGUUUUGGCUGUUUGUUGGCUUCCAGGAGGGGAUCUGAUGCAAGGGCAACUGUUUGUUGUAUUGUCCUUUGCGUCUUUCCCUGAGGAGAGGUACCAACUUCUGCUGCGAGUAUCUAGGAGGCUGAGACUUUCUCUUAUCUUGAGCCGGUGUUGCAGAUGGUGAUGAGGCCGCCACGGUUGGAUCGGGUACAGACCAUGUUCCUCCUUCUGCUAAUUUUGAGCGUGGGAAUGCAGCUUCAUCGGACAGCAGCUUUAUUUACAGUGACGGCCCCUAAGGAACUGUACACAGUAGACUAUGGGAGCAAUGUGACCCUGGAGUGUCACUUUGACACUGGAGGUCAUGUGGAACUCAAAAACUUAAAGGCCAGUUUGCAGAAGAUGGAAAACUAUACAUCCUUGCAGAGUGAAAGAGCCAGCUUGCUGGAAGAGCAGCUGCCCCUGGGGAAGGCCUCAUUCCACAUCCCUCGAGUGCAGCUGACGGACGCGGGCCAGUACCGCUGCCUCAUCAUCUACGGCCUUGCCUGGGACUACAAGUACCUGACUCUGAAAGUCAAAGCUUCCUACAAGAAAAUAAACACUUAUUUACUUAGGAUCCCGGGGGUAGAUGAGGUAGAGCUCACCUGCCAGGCUGAAGGUUAUCCGUUGGCAGAAGUAUCCUGGUCAAACAUCAGUGUUCCUGCCAACACCAGCCACAUCAAGACCGCUGAUGGCCUCUACCAGGUCACCAGCAUUCUGCGCCUCAAGCUGCACCCUGGAGGGAACGUCAGCUGUGUGUUCUGGAAUGCUAACAUGGACGAACGUUUUUCAGCCGUCAUUGAAUAUGGUGGCAAAGAACCUGACACCUCUUCAAACUGGCUGCUUCAUGUUUUCAUCCCUUCCUUCAUUAUUGUUCUGAUCUUCGUAGCUACAAUGAUAGGCCUAAGAAAACAGCUCUUCCAAAAUCUUCCUUUUAGAAAAGACACAACAAAAAAAUCUGUUGCCGCCAUAAGGAGGGAAGUGGACAGAGCUAUCGGUCCUCUUGAUCUGCAGGAGCGUUCCCUGGGAGCGGCCUCAGCAUCUGUCUUGAGUUUCAUGAGCUCCAGGCUUUGUGUAAGUGUUUCCUUCAGUUGCUGAGUGUGAGGAGGAUAGAGUGAAAAGUCCCAAGAGCAGAGGUGGUAAAGUCAGAUGCCCACAGGGCCAGGCAGGUGCUGAAGUGAGGAAAAAGGACAUUCUUUAACCAGAUCGGGAAUGGUGACAAAAUGGAGGGCUAGUGCUGUCAAUUUAGCACUAGCCUAAGGCUGUCCGAGAAGAUGGAAAUCCAAAACUUUAUAUAAAAUGUCCUGAAAGUAUUUCAAAUCCCAAACAAAGCAAAUAAAACAUCUCCGUAGGCUAAUUGAGCCUAUUAAUGACCAGUUGCAGCCUCUGUCCUAGAGAGAAAGUAUUGUAUCUGGGUAACGAAGGCAGAACCGUCUGUCUGAGGAAUGAGGGAUGCUCAAAGGCUUACAACCAUUUCAAAUGUCCCAUCCUAUGGCCCCCACAUGGUGUGAAUAUUGUACUGUUUAUAGAGUGAUUUCUUUGGAUUAACAGGGUACC